CACAGACUAGUCAUACCUUUCUCUAAUCAAAUCGCCAAGGGGCUUUGAAAUAUUAUUUAUUUUUUUAAUAAUUUAUAAUUCAAAUUAAUCAAUUUAUUUUGUCUAGCUAAAUCUAUUUAUGUUAUGAAAAAUCUAUCUAAAGAAACCAUGUUAUUUCAAGAAAAUAAUACCAGUUAAGAGUUAUCUUAGAAUGGCAGAAAACUUGCAAAAAUCAGCCAAAGUGGUAGUACUGGGAGAUAUAGGAAGAAGUCCCCGUAUGCAAUACCAUGCAUUAUCUCUAGCUAACAACGGUCUUCAAGUCAAUAUAAUAGCCUACGUGGAUUCUCAACCUCUCGCUGAGAUAUUAGAAAAUCCUAACAUCAUCAUUACUAAACUAAAACCAUUAGUUAUUGAGAAAGGACCUAAAUUACUACAAUACGCUUUAAAGGCUUUAUGGCAGUCUAUAAGUUUAUUUCUCGCUUUAUUUAUCACUGGAAAAAAUGAUUAUUUGCUGUGUCAAAACCCACCAGCAGUUCCUACUCUACCAGUAUGCCGAUUUUAUUGCUUAGUGACCAAAACCAAGUUUAUAAUAGAUUGGCACAACUAUGCGUAUUCUAUAAUGGCAUUGUCCUUGCCAUCUAAGCAUCCGUUGUUAAGGAUAUCUAAAUCUAUAGAAAGAUGUUUUGGCCAGUCAUCAAACCACAAUCUUUGUGUUACAUAUGCAAUGAAGGCAGAUUUAUUAGAAAAUUGGAAUAUAGUAGCUACAGUUCUGUAUGAUCGACCACCAAAAAUAUUCCAUCCUAUAACAAUUGAAGAGAAACAUGACUUCUUCAAGAAAAUAGGACAACAUUACCCUCAGUUCGUUAAAGAUAAACCAAGUGACUCUGAGUGUGAUGCAACUACUGUUUUUACUCAACUGGUUGGAAAUAGUGUGGUACUGAGAGCAGACAGGCCUGGCAUUUUGUUUAGCAGCACAAGUUGGACGCCUGAUGAAGACUUUGGUAUCUUGAUGGAAGCCUUGCAAGUUUAUGAAACAACUUACAAUUUUACAAAAAGGCUUCCAAAAUUAAUUUGUGUCAUAACUGGCAAAGGACCCAUGAAACAGCACUAUAUCGAGGAACUGGAAUCGAAGAGAUGGCAACAUGUGACUGUGGUGACUCCAUGGCUGGAAGCUGUGGACUAUCCCACCAUGGUUGCCAGUGCAGACCUGGGUGUAUGUCUACACACUAGUUCCUCGGGCCUGGAUCUCCCCAUGAAAGUGGUUGAUAUGUUUGGGGCUGGCUUACCAGUUUGUGCUUUUGAUUUUAAAUGCUUAAAUGAAUUAAUAGAAAAUGGAAUAAAUGGAUAUACAUUCAAGAAUAGUGAUGAGUUAUCUAAACUCAUAGUGUCAUGGUUUGAAGACUUUCCAAAUAAUAAAAAACAGAAUAUAAUAGCAGAGAAGAUGAAGACGGAGCUGGUUAAAUUCCAGGAAUCACGAUGGGAGCAUAAUUGGAAUGUAAGAGCAAAGAAGUUUUUUGAAUCAUGACAUUGAUGUAAUCAAACGUGAAUGGGACCAAUUAAUUGUAUUUAUUAUUGUAAUAUAAUAUAUAUAGAUUACUGAAAUUAUAAUGUUUUAAAUACUAAUUUCUUUA
Messenger RNA from Galleria mellonella (greater wax moth), 1610 nucleotides. It is a transcript of the gene Alg1, whose product is annotated as chitobiosyldiphosphodolichol beta-mannosyltransferase. Gene Ontology annotation, molecular function: mannosyltransferase activity. Bases 191 to 1504 code for a protein of 437 amino acids. Gene Ontology annotation, cellular component: endoplasmic reticulum. Lineage: Eukaryota; Metazoa; Arthropoda; Insecta; Lepidoptera; Pyralidae. The transcript is spliced from 4 exons. The record is from RefSeq and is a predicted model, not a curated record.